AUGAAUUCGACUACAUCAUCUAAAGAUAAUCCUUUAAAUAAGAUCAUAGGAUUGUCUGUGGUUUUAUCAAUGGGGUUCCUUCUAGUCGUUUUGGCAGGAAUAUAUGGCAAUUGGUUUCCGAUUAUCAAUGGUGUAAUAUUUGCCAUUGCACAUUUGCCAGUUGCUAUAACGAAAGCUAUAGCUGAUUCUAAUGAUUAUGACUUCAGUUUUGAUCCUGUGUCGUCCUCUCGAGGAAGCGUUUUAAAAGAGUUUGGCCAGUUUACUUCAGCAUUUUUAGUAGUUACAGGAUUUUAUUUACCCAUAUUAUUACACCAUUCUCAUAUAUUAACAAAAGUUGCUAUGAUAUUGACAAUAAUAGGCGGAAGCUUAAUUUAUGGUACUGUUUUCAAAUUUAGCCUGUACUUUGACGAAAGUGAGGACCAUGAAGCAGAAGAUUUUGGUGGUGUUAUUUAA
This is a messenger RNA of Debaryomyces fabryi, 453 nucleotides long. RefSeq lists its product as uncharacterized. Lineage: Eukaryota; Fungi; Ascomycota; Pichiomycetes; Serinales; Debaryomycetaceae. Gene Ontology annotation, cellular component: endosome; Vps55/Vps68 complex. Gene Ontology annotation, biological process: late endosome to vacuole transport via multivesicular body sorting pathway. Bases 1 to 453 code for a protein of 150 amino acids. The transcript has a single exon. The record is from RefSeq and is a predicted model, not a curated record.